AUGCACGCGCCAAAGAGGCCAUACAGCAGCGAGGCUGGCCCGCCUCGUCGCGUCGUGUCGAGAACAGGCACACCCGCAUCAAGGCCGCCUUCAGGCAGGCCACCCAGUAGCUCACGCCGAACGUCGCCAGCCCGAUCUCUGUCUGGACAUGGUCAGCGACGGGUGCAUCGAUACGAUUCCAAUCGUUCCGUGGCAUCAGCAGCGUCAAGCGUCACUCUCCGUGGCGAUGCACCCAGUCGGCAUGGAGUGCUGUCCAGGCGUCAGCAUCUAUCAGGACGAGAACAUCUGUCGGCACGCGAAGAAAGUGUUGCUGCCACCACUGAACCGCCUUCGGACGACUUUGGUGACGACGACGAUACGGCACAAGAAGUGGUCAUGGCCGUACAUGUCACCGAUCAAGGCUCAGUUGGCUGUGUCUACUACGUGGCGCGUGAGCACAAGCUAUACUUCAUGGAAGAUGCUCAAUUAGGCGGUGCUGACGUUGUUGACUUGCUACGACUGUACAUCGACCCGACGACUAUCUUGACAUCAACCAAAUGCAAUGACGAGGUCAUUGACCGCCUUGAUCCGGACAUCAGGAACCAGGGUGCGUCUGAUGAUGGCAGAAGUGACCAAACACGGCUACCUUACCUGCUUGAGUGCCGUCCUAACGCAGAGUUCAACUAUGAUUCUGCCAGAAACAAACUGGUCAACUUGCGCAUAGGUCAAGAGGAUGGCCCGAGCCUGACCUAUGUCGUGCCUGGCGAUGUCGUUGCCGAGGAAGAAUACCAUGAUCUUCGACAGGAUGCUGGAUUCGCUGGCCGCCACGCGCAGCUGCUGCGACUGUCUGGCUGGGUCAACAUGGAGAGCCGGUUGACUGUAAGUUGUGCUGGCGCCGUCCUUUCCUAUCUACAGCGCCGACGAGCCACUGCCUACCUUCCAGGAGAUCGUGAGGCCGACGCUCUGUUUCGUAUUGGCACAGUGGAAAUGUUUAGCUUGAAGGAUUCCAUGUUCAUCAACUCAGAUACCAUGAGCUCACUUCAGAUAAUGUCGACCGAGUCUCACCCAAACGCACAACAACACGGCCCAGCUGGGAAUCAGAACAGCUCCGGAGGCUCAAAGGAAGGACUGUCGGUAUAUGGACUGUUCCACCAGCUGGCCAAGACCUCACACGGCAGACUGUUGCUGCGACAGUUCUUCUUGCGUCCCAGUCUCAACAUGGACGUAAUCAAGGAGCGUCACGAGACGAUUGCUGUCUUCACCGACCCCGAGAAUGCAGUCAGUUUGGAAUGCUUAGUCAAGGAGUUGGCCAUGGUGAAGAACAUGCGCACCGCCACCACCAACUUGCGGAAGGGUAUCAACAGUAGCCCCACGAGGCAAGGCAGAGGUGGUAUCGCGACUUCUGUCUGGUUCAGUCUACAUCGCUUCAUGUUUUCGGCUCUCGAGAUCUCGGAUUUGCUCGCUGGUAUGCGAAAUGCUGGCCACCUUGCUAUCAGCUCGAAAAUUGCGGAGCGGUUUGACAGACAGCAAUAUGCAGCGAUCGGCCAGCUCAUCGUAGACACGAUCGACUUCGACGAGUCCAAGUCGUCACGCCGAACAUUCGUGAAGCACGGUGUCGAUGAGGAGCUUGAUGAAGCUCGGCGAACGUAUACCGGCAUCGAAGACAUGCUGUCUGAGAUCGCUACUCACGUAGCUCGUGACGUUCCACUGAAUCUGAAGCGCGACAUCAACGUCCUGUUCUUCCCGCAGAUCGGCUUCUUAAUCAGCUUGGAGAAGGAGGAGGAUACUGUGGCCACAUACUGCGGCCCCCCAGAUGAGCCAUGGGAGAAGAUGUUCUCUUCGCUGAGCGCGGCGUAUUUCAAGAACCCGGACAUGAUUGAGCUGGACGAGCGUUUCGGCGACAUCUAUGGACACAUCCUAGACAUGGAGCUGGAGAUUGUCCAGAACCUAGCGCAACGCGUUCUAGAGUGUGAACAUCUGAUCAAUGCGACCUCCGACAUGUGCGGCGAGCUCGAUAGCCUGGUCGCACUGGCUCGUGGCGCGAAGCAGUACAAUCUCGUUCGGCCAAGAAUGACACACGACAACAUCAUCAAGAUCAAACAAGGCCGGCAUAUCUUGCAAGAACUCACCGUCCCCGGCUUCAUCGCAAACGACACGCUACUGGUCGGUGGCCAAAGCAACGACGGAGAAGAGCGUCGACAACGCAUGAUCCCCUACCAAGCUCAGAUCGACCAAUCCCAGAUCAUCCCCGACCGCUCACGGAUAGGUCCCAGCAUGCUCAUGCUAACAGGCCCCAACUACUCCGGCAAGAGCGUCUACCUCAAGCAAGUAGCUCUAAUCGUCUACAUGGCCCACAUUGGCAGCUUCAUCCCAGCCACGGAUGCCAAGAUCGGCCUGACAGACAAGAUCCUGACCAGAGUCUCCACGAAAGAGAGCGUCUCCAAGAUCCAAAGCUCCUUCAUGAUCGACCUACAACAGGCCUCUGUAGCAGUCGCGCACGCGACGCGUCACAGUCUCAUCAUCAUUGACGAGUUUGGCAAGGGGACCGAGUCCUACGACGGAGCAGGUCUUGCGGCAGGCGUUUUCGAGCACUUCCUCCAGCGUGGUGAUGAGUGCCCGAAAGUACUCGGAGCUACGCAUUUCCACGAAAUCUUUGAGACGGGUUUCCUGGCGCCACGGCCGAGUCUCGCGUUUGCGCACAUGCAAGUGCAGGUCGAUACUGAUGCUGAGGACGUUGAGAGUCAGGUGACGUUUCUGUACAAUCUUUGUCUGGAGCGGAGCACAUCUAGCUUUGGCACGAGCUGUGCGGCGAUGAAUGGGAUUGACAAGAGGGUUGUAGAUAGAGCUGAGGAGCUUAUUCUGCUUGCUGCUCGGGGAGAAGAUCUCGUGGAGGCAUGCUCGCAUCUGUCGACCAAGGAGAUGGGGGAUCUGAAGGAAGCGGAGGACACUGCUCGGGACUUCCUUGCGUGUGACGAUUAUGAGAAUCCUCGCGAGAUCCUGGAUGCGCUGCUGGCUGGUGGCGAGACUGCUCCUCCCACCGAAGUUGAAGUCGCAUAG
Molecule: messenger RNA, 3036 nt
Organism: Fulvia fulva
Lineage: Eukaryota; Fungi; Ascomycota; Dothideomycetes; Mycosphaerellales; Mycosphaerellaceae
Product: DNA mismatch repair protein MSH5
Exons: 3
Coding region: 1-3036 (1011 amino acids)
Biological process (GO): mismatch repair; chiasma assembly
Cellular component (GO): nucleus
Molecular function (GO): ATP binding; mismatched DNA binding; ATP-dependent DNA damage sensor activity
Source: RefSeq, a predicted model, not a curated record